CCCCAGCGCGGGUCCCCAGGGAAGGCUGGUGGCGCCUGAACUGCCACCAAUCCCCGUGCAGCGUGGGGAGGGACAGCACGGGUGGCGGGUCCGGCAGCUUCGUCCAAAGCUCUGUUUCUCCUCGUGCCUCAGUUUCCCCGGCGUGGCUCUUGGCACACGUGCGCUGUGGCCGGGCUGCGCUGUGCUGCCGCGGCCACUCCCCACUUGAACCACUGGUGGCACCGACAGCCACGGGCUCCCCUGGGGACCUGGUUUUGGGGACAGGCACUCGGUGGUGCGCAGGGGCGGAAGGGGAUAGCAUGCAGCCAGGAGCUGGGGGUCUCCCUGGGGACAUGGCUCUGUCAGCCCACAGAAGGAGAUGGGGGUCAGUGACUACGUUACGGACCCCCAGGCCAAGUUUGUUUAACCCUGUGUCACCCUGACUGGCCAGAUCCCUCGGGAAUCCCCCUGUUUUGCUGCAGAUGUUUGUGGGUUUUUUUGUGUGUGACGCUUUGCUGGUUUUUAAGCAUUCUGGUGCGUCCCUGCUCCCACCCAACCCCUUCCCCUAUUAGCAACCCACGUAGAAGGCAAGUCCUGCCGGUUUCUCUCUCAAACCUGCCUGAACCCCCCCAAACUCUGCUAAGACCCCCCAGUUUUCAUCUGUAAGCUGCAGGGUGGUGUUGUGCUGGGGGACGGGGGCUUGGAAGGGAGGCAGAGCCUGGGGGAGCGAGGCUGCCAGCAGGCCUGGGGACUCCAGAGGGGACAGAGGGGCUCCUGGGGCCAUCCCUGCACCCCUUGGUGCCUGGCACGGGGACAAGGGGCAGGCACGGGCUUGCACGGGGAGCGAACCGCCCUCCCCGCCUGCUCCUGCGGGGAGCCCGUGAUUCAUGCGGGCUGGGAGCGCCCCGCUGAGCGCUGCCAAACUCGGGCACCCGCCGACGCUCCCGGGGGGUGGUGCUGAGCUGGGAGAAGAGGGGGGGCCUUGGGGUUACCCCUGGGUGCUGCACCCCAAAAGGGUCAGGUGUGACCCCCAAGCGAAGGGGGCACUCCUGGUAAACCCGUGAUGUCCUUGGACACCCCGGGAACUGGGGAGGUGGGUCCCCCCCAGCAUCAGUCCCCAGGCGCUGUGGGAUGGUGGCACCAGGUCUGCAGCCCACUGGGGUUUGGGGAGGCCAGUAAAGCGGGGACGGUCACCCCAGAACGCUCGCCCGCAGCUCUCACCACCCCGCCCUGGCAUCAGCCGCUGCUCCUGCUGACGGUGGCACAUUCCGCGGGGACAGCCGCCCUUUUCACCUCCUAACCAAGCACAAAAGUCAUCCCGGCGUUGUCAUCAACGUCCUGGCGUUGUCAUCAACGUCCCGGCACUGUCAACGCCAUCCCGGCGUUGUCAUCGCCGGGUGUUGUAAACCCCAUCUGGCAAAGCCCGUGACGCAGCUGCCAGGCGGGUCCCAAGCGGUGACACCGGGCGCUGAGCCUGGUCGCGCUGCCUGGGCCGCGUCGCCACGCUGGCCUUCAAACGGCCGGCACCGGCUGGCGCGGGCGGUCGCUGUGCCGAGCCGCCGGGCACGGCCGCGGGCAGCGCUGGGGACGGGCACAGCUCGGCGCAGCAGCGAGCGGCUCGGCCGGCAAGCCGGGCUGAGGGAGCGGUGCGGACGGCACCGUGGAGGUGGCGGCAGCCGGGCCUGGGCACGGCGGGCUGGGGGACGUGGUGUCCCCCGACGCGGCUGUGCCGGGGUCGCCCGGGGUGGCUGGGCGGGCGGGGCAAGCCUAAUUAGUACCUGUGCCAUGGCAGGGCUGAAUCACCGCGUUCCUUCCUGCCGGCAUUCAGCCACCCCCUUUUCUUUCUUAUUACUGUUGUUGUUUUUUAAUUCCCCGGCUAAUUUGAAAAGCAAAGCAGGGAAGGCCAGGCCAGUAAUUACCGCCAAUUAGCCCCCACUCUGGCCCUUGGGCAGCCUGGCCCCCUGUGCUGGGGUGGUUUGCCGGGGCUGGGGUCAGUGGUGGGGCCACCUGGGGGUCCGGGGCUCUCCUGGGAGCCCAUGCUGGGGUCUGGGACUUGCCAGAGAGACAAUGUUGAUGUCUGGGGGACCAUGUGGGGAUCCAGUUCUAGCCAGAGGGACAAUGUGGGGGUCCAGGCGGCUAUGCGGUGGUCUGGGGCUUGCCAGACGGUCAGUGUGGGGGUCAGGGGCUCUCCUGGGAGGUUGCUUGGGGGUCUUGGGCUCAUUGAAGGGACAAUGUGGAGGUCUGGGGCUCAAUGAGAUGGCUGCUCUGUGGGACCAUGUGGGGGUCCAGGUCUUGCCAUAGGGACAACAUGGGAUCUGGGGCUCUUUGCUGUGGCCAUGUAUAGGUCUGGGGCUCACUGCUGGGGUUGUCUGGGAUUCUGGGGGGUAAUGGGUAGGCUGCCUGGGGGUGCCUCUCACGGCAGGUACGACCACCCCGGUCCCCCCGGGCCAUCCGCCUCCCCCGCACCCUCGUCCCUGCAAGGUCGCCCCUGGGUGCCCGUGUCGGUCACGGUGUUGGUGACGGUGUCGGCGGGUGCUCGGUGUGGUCCCCUCCCUCCCGGCGAGGCGUGGCGGCGGCGGGGCGUGCCGGGAGCCUCCCUGGGGCCGAGGGAGCCGCCGCCGCUCACCUGCGCAGGGCGGCCGCGCCGGCUGGGCCGCACCGCAGCCAUGCAGGAGCCCCCCGCCGCCGCCGCCAACCCCUUCCUGCUGUCGGCCCUGCAGCCCGAGGCCGGUGUCUGCUCGCUGGCCUUGCCCUCGGACCGGCAGCUGGACGGCCGGGGCCGGGAGGCGGCUGAGGCCCAGCGUCUGCGCAGCGCCCGCGUCCAGGAGCAGGUCCGCAUCCGCAUGAUGCUGCGGGGACAGGCGGCUGCCCGCCCCGACGGCCCCGACCACGCCGACGGCACCAGAGGCGGUCAGUAUGGCACAGCCCUGCACUCCUCCUUCAGCUCCCGCUCCCAGAGCAACGGUCUGGACCCCAAAGCCUCGCUGUACCAGCCACUGCCCAAGAAGGAUUUUGGCACCCUGAAGGGCGGCGGCUGGUCCUCGCGCUCGGCUGUGGACCUCACCUCGCACAAGCGGGUGGCGACCAUCAGCAACGGGGGCCUGGCACAGGGCCGCGGCUACGGCCCCGGCUAUGCCGUGUCCCCGGCCACCAGCACCUCCCCGCGGCCCAGCUCCUUCCACGAGCGCAACUACCGGCCCCGGCAGAACUUUGACACGCUCUCGCUGCGCUCGCUGCGCCUGGCCGACGGGCCACUGCCGCCCCCCGCCAUGGCCGAUGACCGCUAUAGUGUCAUCUCAGAGCAGCUGGACCCGCUGGGGCACCGGCCCCUCUACAAAAGCCAAGGCAACGGCGGCUUCGCCCGCUCCUACACCUUCGAGAGGCAGCUGAGCGCCGGCUCGGCCGCCAAGGCCCCGUCCGAGUGGCUGGAGGGCAGCGAGGUGGCGCAGAGCCGCACCAUCCGCGCGCCCGCCAUGCGCACGCUGCAGCGCUUCCAGAGCAACAACCGCUCGCGGCUGAGCGCCGGCUCCUUCGGCAGCGCCGCGGCGGGCAUGGGCGGCUCCUACCUGGGGCUGGGGGAGCACGGCAGCUCCCGCGCCCCCUCCGUGCGCAGCCUGGCCGAGUCGGGCCAGCGGCUGCAGGACCAGCGCGCCAUGGAGCUGUACAACGGGCACGGCACGCUGCUCGGCCGCCACUCGGGAGGGUUCGACGACAUCGACCUGCCCUCGGCAGUGAAGUACCUGAUCGCCAGCGACCCCAACCUGCAGGUCCUCGGUGCCGCCUACCUCCAGCACAAGUGCUACAGCGACGGCAACGCCAAGAAGCAGGCCCGCAGCCUCCAGGCCAUGCCCAAGCUGGUGAAGCUGUUCAACAGCCCCAACCAGGAGGUGCAGCGCCAUGCCACCGGCGCCAUGCGCAACCUCAUCUACGACAACGCCGAGAACAAGCUGGCGCUGGUGGAGGAGAACGGCAUCUACGAGCUCAUGAGGACGCUGCGGGAGCCCGAUGACGAGCUCCGCAAGAAUGUCACAGGGAUCCUGUGGAACCUCUCCUCCAGUGACAACCUGAAGGACCGCCUGGCCCGGGACACGCUGGAGCAGCUCACGGACACGGUCCUGGUGCCCCUCUCUGGGCUGGGGGGCUCGGGUGUCAUCCAGCAGAACCCCUCAGAGGCGGAGAUCUUCUACAACUCCACGGGCUUCCUCAGGAACCUCAGCUCCGCCAGCCAGCAGACCCGGCAGAAGAUGCGCGAGUGCCACGGGCUGGUGGACGCCAUGAUCCACUACGUCAACAGCUCCCUGGAGGUGGGCAAGUCCGAGGACAAGAGCGUGGAGAACGCCGUCUGUGUCCUGCGCAACCUCUCGUACCGCCUGUACGACGAGAUGCCCCCGUCCUCCCUGCAGCGGCUGGAGGGCCACCGGCGCAACGGCGGCAUGGUGACCGGCGAGCUGGUGGGCUGCUUCAGCCCCCAGAGCAAGAAAGCGCGGGAGCACUACCUGAACGCAGACAUCGUCACCUUCACGGAGGUCUCCAAGGACCCCAAGGGCAUGGAGUGGCUCUGGAACCCGCAGAUCGUCGGCAUCUACAACCGGCUGCUGCAGCGCUGCGAGCUCAACAAGCACACCACCGAGGCGGCCUCGGGCGCCCUGCAGAACAUCACUGCCGGGGACCGCAGGUGGGCAGGUGUGCUGAGCCGGCUGGCGCUGGAGCAGGAGCGCAUCCUGAACCCCGUGCUGGACCGCGUCCGCACCGCCGACCACCACCAGCUCCGCUCCCUCACCGGGCUCAUCCGCAACCUGUCCCGCCAUGCGCGCAACAAGGACGAGAUGUCCACCAAGGUGGUCAGCCACUUGAUCGAGAAGCUGCCGGGGAGCGUGGGGGACAAGGCACCACCUGCCGAUGUCAUCGUCAACAUCAUCGCGGUGCUCAACAACCUGGUGGUGGAGAGUCCCAUGGCCGCCCGCGACAUCGUCUACUUUGAUGGCCUGAGGAAGCUCUUCUACAUCAAGAAGAGAAGGGACAGCUCGGACAACGAGAAGUCCUCCAGAGCAGCGGCCAGCCUCCUGGGCAACAUGUGGCAGUACACCAAGCUGCACCGCGACUUCAAGAUGAAGGGGUACCGCAAGGAGGACUUCCUGGGCCUGUGAGGACACCCCCGGGCUGCCCAUCCUGACCCCCAGAUGCUCCUGCUGCCGGCCAUGCCCCAGGACACCGCUCGUCGCCCAACCCGCUCCAUAGCGUAGUCCUCACCGCGUCCCUUGUGCCUCCCGCUGCGCCACGUCCCCUUCCCUGGUGGGGGACACUCCUGCUGCAGCAACGGCUUUUGGCUCUGCCAGGAGCCCCGCUGGAACCCUGGUUGGUGGGGACAGCCCUGUGGCACUCAGGGGUUCCUAGAAGCUGCUGCAAAGCUCGGCUUGUCUCGGGGCAGGGCAGGAGCAUUGGGGGGGUCCUGCAAAGCUGUGCUGCUGGGGACACCCCGAACUGCGCACACGGGGUGCUGGGGAUGCAGGGUGCGCCGUGGGCUGUCCCUGCUCUGCCCCGGGUGGGGGGACAGGGCUGCGCAGACCUCAGGGGGUGGGAGGUCAGGGGAGGCUGCCCAGGGUUUUGCGGGGUGGCUGUGAGGGGGUGGCUGAGGCUGUGCCCCUGCUGCCAGGGGCCGGGGGACCUCGGAGCUGCACUGUCCCCAGCCGUGCGCCCCCCGGGACUGUCCCCAGCCAUGCACCCUGUGGGACUGUCCCCAACCCUGCACCCCGCGGGGAUUGUCCCUGUACAGCCUGGUUGGGGGGCUCAGGCUGGGACCCCAGUGCUGCAUGGGCAGCAUUGGGGCAGGGCCAGCGCUGGUGUGUGCUGGGCAGUGUCACCAGCGUGUGGCAAGAUGUCCCUGGUGCCCGGUGCUCUCCCUGCACGGCAGCAGCGGGGCUGGGGGCUGCAGGUGGCUUCGCUUUGCCAGCGGGUUUGGUGCUGGGGGCAUCCCUGUGCUUGAGGUCAUUGCACCCCUUUCGGGAAAUGAGGUUGAGUAGUUACAGGGGGUGGGGGGGACGCCAGGCAGCGCUGGCAGAGGGGCCGCAUCCAGGGCUGGGGCGGCCCCCGCAGUGUGACGGCACGGGGGUGUCAUGGUGUGUUCGUCCCCCAGCUCUCCGUGUACAAAUUCCCUGAGCAUCCUUGAAAUAAAGGCCUUGAACGUG
Molecule: messenger RNA, 6164 nt
Organism: Columba livia (rock pigeon)
Lineage: Eukaryota; Metazoa; Chordata; Aves; Columbiformes; Columbidae
Gene: PKP3
Product: plakophilin 3
Exons: 13
Coding region: 2316-5126 (936 amino acids)
Biological process (GO): cell-cell adhesion; cell-cell junction assembly
Cellular component (GO): plasma membrane; cytoplasm; nucleus
Molecular function (GO): cadherin binding
Source: RefSeq, a predicted model, not a curated record